Molecule: messenger RNA, 2847 nt
Organism: Exophiala dermatitidis NIH/UT8656
Lineage: Eukaryota; Fungi; Ascomycota; Eurotiomycetes; Chaetothyriales; Herpotrichiellaceae
Product: pre-mRNA-splicing factor syf1
Exons: 1
Coding region: 52-2613 (853 amino acids)
Biological process (GO): generation of catalytic spliceosome for first transesterification step; mRNA splicing, via spliceosome
Cellular component (GO): U2-type catalytic step 2 spliceosome; post-mRNA release spliceosomal complex; Prp19 complex
Molecular function (GO): protein binding
Source: RefSeq, a predicted model, not a curated record
CUCGAACACAUCGGGCCUCCUGUCCUGCGCAAAGACCCACGACCAACGACGAUGCCUGGCAUUGUACGCCAGCCUGCUGCAGAAUCAGCCGUCAUGGAUUCUUCCACGCCGGGCAAACCAGACUUUUACCUCAUCUCGAACCAAGAUGCUGUCUACGAACAGGAUAUCCUUCGAAAUCCCGACAGUAUCCGACCAUGGCUGCUUUACAUCGACUACAAAAUGCGCAAUGGCACCAUCCAUGAACAAGCGUUUGUGCAGGAGAGGGCCUGCAUACAACUACCACGAUCAUACAAGCUUUGGAAAAUGUACCUGGAGUUCCGGAUCAAGCAUCUCAAGAAGAAGAAUCCGGUCAAAUACAGGGCGGAAUACAACAAAGUUAAUGCGCUGUUUGAACGCGCGUUGGUCCUACUCAAUAAAAUGCCCGUGAUCUGGGAGAUGUAUCUCUCAUUUCUUCUACGACAGCCAUAUGCCACAAAAACCCGCAGAACAUUCGAUCGCGCGUUACGAGCUUUACCUGUGACCCAACAUAACCGGAUCUGGAAGCUGUACAAAUCGUUCGCCACUUCUGCUGGGGGAGAGACCGCCGUAAGGAUAUGGUCGCGUUAUGUUCAAGCACAUCCCGAGGAUAUGGAAGACUACAUCGACCUGCUGAUCGAGACGGGCCAUUACCUCGAGGCUGUCAAACGGUACAUACAGAUUUUGGACAACCCGAGGUUCCGUUCGAAACACAUCAAAAGCGAGUUCCAGCUCUGGAGCGAAAUGGUGGAGUUGAUGGUGAACAAGGCGCGAGAAAUCGGGGACAGUUCAGUGGCAGGGUUUGAUGCGGAUACGAUCAUUCGAAGCGGGAUCGAACGAUUCGCCGACCAACGUGGCAAGCUAUGGGCGGGGCUUGCAACGUACUGGAUCACGCGGGGUGACUUUGAAAGGGCUCGGGACGUGUUUGAAGAGGGAAUCACAACCGUUAUGACGGUGCGCGACUUUACGAUGAUCUUUGAUGCCUACGUCGAGUUCGAGGAAUCGGUCAUUUCCACACUGAUGGACGCUGCCUCUGCGCGAGCUGCCAAAGGGAUUGUCGACCCAGAAAAGGAUUUUGACCUGGACAUGAGGAUGAUGCGUUUUGAGCAUUUGAUGGAUCGACGGCCGUUCCUGGUCAAUGAUGUGUUGUUGCGACAGAAUCCCAACAAUGUGGUUGAAUGGGAGAAACGGGUGGCCCUGUGGAACGACAACAAGGAAGAAGUGGUCCAGACAUACGCGGACGCCAUUGCGGCAAUUGCACCCAAAAAGGCAGUCGGCAAGUUCCACGAGUUAUGGUUGAACUACGCCAAGUUCUAUGAACAAGAGGGCGAUCUUGACACCGCACGCAUCAUCCUUGACAAGGCCGUCAAAGUGCCUUAUAAAUCUGUGGCCGAAUUGGCGGAUACAUGGAUCGGCUGGGCAGAAAUGGAGCUUCGCAAUGAGAACUUCGACGGCGCAAUGAAGGUGAUGGCGACGGCGACAAAGGCGCCCAAACGGAGCACAGUGGACUAUUUCGACGAAACCUUGUCGCCGCAGCAGCGAGUGCACAAGUCGUGGAAGGUGUGGUCGUUCUACGUGGAUCUGGUCGAGUCAGUGGGCUCGUUAGACGAAACACGGGCUGUGUACGACCGGAUCUUCGAGCUUCGAAUCGCGACACCGCAGACAGUGGUGAAUUAUGCCAAUCUCCUGGAGGAGCACGGGUACUUUGAGGAGUCGUUCAAGGUGUACGAGCGAGGCCUUGAUGUGUUUACAUACCCGGUCGCAUUCGAGCUGUGGAACCUGUACCUCACGAAAGCAGUAAAACGCAAAUUGGGCAUGGAGCGACUCCGCGACCUGUUCGAGCAAGCACUGGAAAACUGUCCUCCGGAAUUCGCCAAGCCCAUCUAUCUGAUGUACGGCAACCUGGAGGAAGAAAGGGGCUUGGCUCGGUCGGCGAUGCGCAUCUACGAACGGGCGACUCGCUCCGUCAGCGACAAGGACCGGUUUUCUAUGUUUGAGUUUUAUAUUACCAAGUCGGCGUCCAAUUUCGGGCUGACGUCGACGCGGCCCAUCUACGAGCGCGCGAUUGCCGCUUUGCCGGACAACGAGGCCAAAACAAUGUGUUUGAGAUUUGCCGAGAUGGAACGCCGCCUGGGCGAAAUCGACCGCGCAAGAGCCAUCUACGGUCAUGCCAGCCAGUUUGCUGACCCGCGCGUCGACAAGGAGUUGUGGGAUACCUGGGAGAAGUUCGAAGUCGCCCACGGCAACGAGGACACGUUCAAGGAGAUGCUCCGCAUCAAGCGGAGUGUCCAGGCCCAGUUCAACACCGAUGUGCAGUUCAUCGCCAGUCAGGCUGUCAAAAGAAGUCAAGAAGCGGCGGCAGCCGCGGCGGGAGGAAGCGCAAACGGUGUCGAAGAAGAUGGCAGCGGCAACAACAAUCUCGGCGACGCAAUGGCCGCCUUGGAGCGACAGGCUCGAGCCCCUGUCGGCUUUGUCGCCGCCAGUACAGGGCCAGAAGGUGGAAACCGGGUUACACAGGCACAGCAGCCAGUGGAGACUACUGUUGCUGCCCCUGCGGCCAAUCCGGACGCCAUCGACGUGGAUAUUGACGAGGAUUAAAUAGCAACAAUAAUAAAAAUCUGCCUGUAUCCAUGGUUAUGACAAGAUAUUGGGAAGGGUAUUUUCUUCUAUUUCCAUAGCCCCACCAGACACAUCGAAUUUCGAGAUAUUGAGCAAUGUGGACGUUACAACGACCUAUGUACGUGCGCCUUGUAGAACCACGGAAUGCAAAUAGAGCUGGGGAGCAGCAGUCUUCUCGACUACCUACCUACAAUGUACAAUGUGAGAUAGCAC